GACAGAAACCAAGCAACAUAUGGAAAAUCCUUGGGUACUUCUCAGCAAGGAUCUUAAAUGGAUCCUUGGCCAUUUGCGAGAGUUUGUAGUCGAGUUCUUCCUUCGCAACAGCAUCGGGGCCAUAAACUUUGAACCCGUGGAUCCGGAUAAACCGACGAGCGAAGUUGAUCUUUUAUCUCUUUCAAACUGGUUUAGUAUAAUAUAUCAGAUUGUGGCAUUCUUCUUCACGCUGCCUGUUUUCGUAUUUUACCCUCUCCUGAUGUUGAAAGCUUUGGACGAAGAAUUUAUUCGCCUACCUUCUGACGAACUAGAAGAAGCACACCCAGACGAGAAAUGGUUUUUCAUUAAUGGUGUGCUCGUAGACCGAAGAUGGUUGGACGCAAACUGCAAAUAUUUAGAGAAGCGUUUCGGUAGGGGAGUCACGGGUAUUCACAACAGCAGCUAUGGCAUUAUCUGGGACGUCGUGGAAGUCUUCCUCCAGAGAAGCUUUAAUAUCGAUACGAUAUCAGUACGCUGGGCCGUAAGUAGAAUGCUUCCAGCACUCAAAAACAACAACAUCAAGACCGUCCGUAUGCUCGCACAUUCACAAGGCGGUAUAAUAGCUGGUAUGGUUCUGACAAAUUUAUACGUUGAAUUGAGCCGUUCGGGUCAACAAGACUGUCUCAAAAAACUUGAAGUGUACACGUUUUCCAAUGCAGCCAGGGAAUUCAUCAAUCCUGGCAAUCUUGUUCGUUGCAUUGAGCAUUAUGCAAACGAAAAAGAUCCAAUUGCAAGGUUUGGUGUGAUUAGCAACAUUGGCAGCGGGAACUACCAUGGUAGCCUUUUUAUCAACCGAAAAUUAAACGGCGGCAAAGGGCAUUUGUUGAACACUUUUUAUAGCUUUAAUGAAGUUGAUUACACAAUCGUAAAGCCUCUAGGCGCCAUUCCUACUCUUAUGAGAAUGCCUGGAUAUGUAGCAAAUCUGCCCAUAAAGUUUAGAGGGCUCAACUAA
Paraglomus occultum is the source of this 991-nucleotide messenger RNA. The record is from the annotation of a GenBank genome assembly. NCBI's taxonomy places the organism in Eukaryota, Fungi, Glomeromycota, Glomeromycetes, Paraglomerales, Paraglomeraceae.